Eublepharis macularius is the source of this 555-nucleotide messenger RNA. RefSeq names its product hes family bHLH transcription factor 3 (gene HES3). Lineage: Eukaryota; Metazoa; Chordata; Lepidosauria; Squamata; Eublepharidae. The transcript is spliced from 4 exons. Bases 25 to 555 code for a protein of 176 amino acids. Gene Ontology annotation, molecular function: RNA polymerase II cis-regulatory region sequence-specific DNA binding; protein dimerization activity; DNA-binding transcription factor activity, RNA polymerase II-specific. Gene Ontology annotation, cellular component: nucleus. Gene Ontology annotation, biological process: anterior/posterior pattern specification; regulation of transcription by RNA polymerase II; regulation of neurogenesis. The record is from RefSeq and is a predicted model, not a curated record.
UUCCGCAAGGUCUCCAAGCCCCUGAUGGAGAAGAAGAGGCGAGCGCGCAUCAACGUCUCUCUGGAGCAGCUCAAAGCGCUGUUAGAAAAGCACUAUUCCCACCAGAUCCGGAAGCGCAAACUGGAGAAAGCCGAUAUCCUGGAGCUGAGCGUGAAGUACAUGCGAAGCCUACAGCAUUCUGUCCAAGGGCUGCUGCCUCCGCCGCCGACCAAGAGUGCCGACUACCAGGCCGGCUUCCGCAGCUGCCUGCAGGGCGUGCGCCAGUUCCUAGUGAGCUCCGAAGCGUCCGGCGCUGCCUCCUCCUUCCUGCUGCUCCACGACUUCGCCCGCGCCCUGCCCGCCUCGGGCGCCUUCAGCACCACGGACAGCGCCCCGGAGGCGCGCCUCGCUCCCCGCUGGCCCAGCCCGGGGAAGGCCAAGCCGGCCAAGGCGCCGCCAGCCAGGGGCAACCAAGCGCCCGUCCCGUCGGGAGCGGCUCGGAGGCAGCCCGGGAACGACGCCACCAGCAGCCAGCGGGGCCCGGGCGGAGAGGUCCGGCUGUGGCGGCCUUGGUAA